UAAAAGACAAUCGAAAUUUUGAUAUAAAUAAAAUUUGUAGAGCAUGUUUAUCUGAAAAAGAUGAAAUGCGUUCAGUUUUUUUAACACAUGAAGAUGUUAACCAGCAACAUAGUUUACGUUCAUUAGCUGAAAUGCUUAUGGGAUUUACGACAGUUCAAAUUGCAGCUGGCGAUGGCUUACCAGAAUUAAUAUGUAUCCAGUGUGUAGACCAAGUAACUCGUGUGUUCACAUUUAAACAGCUAUGUGAACGAUCUGAAGCGACAUUACGUCAUUAUUUAGGCAAACCCAUUUUAAUUACACAACAGCAAGAUAUUCGGCAAAUUAAUCAACAAACUCAACUUCAAUCACAGCAACAUCAACAACAAAGUAACAGUGGAUGUAAAUCUGAAAUGGUUCCUUUUAAAGUUGAAGAUAACGAAGUACAAACAAAUGAUUACGAAAGUUUAGUACAAAUGUCGAUGAUCGAUAGUUUUGGUUUGGACGAUGACGAUUUGGACGAAGAGGAAGAUGAAUUGGAUAUAAAAACAGAAAUUUUAUUAAAUGGAACACAUAUAUCCUCAGAAUUGGAAGGUACCGACGAAAAAUCAAUUGCUCAACGACAAUUAAUACGUAUUGGACAAAUCCAUAAAAAUCGUGUAAAUGCAAAGAAAAAAUUAUUAGCCGGUAAAUUAUCAAAAAAACAAGCGAAAAAAUUAAUAAAAAAGAAACCAAAAAAUGUGUGCGAUGUAUGUAAAAAAACAUUUAUCAAUUUACAAUCAUUUCGUAAACAUUUACGUACACAUAUCGAAGAUCGGCCAUUUAAAUGUAAAAUAUGCCCACGUGGCUUUACCGAAGAGAAUUAUUUAAAUAAUCAUAUGCGUACACAUUUACCAGAAGAUCAAAAACCACAUGAGUGUCAUGUAUGCCAAAAACGUUUUAUCCAUAUGACUCUGUUAACAAAACAUUUGGUUAAACAUUCGGGAGAAAAACCGUUUGUCUGCAAAAUUUGUAAUAAAGGUUGUUACGCAGAAAAUAGUUUACUCAAGCAUAUGAAAAUUCAUGAGAAGAAAGACGGUGAAACGUUGAAACAUGUAUGCGAUUAUUGUAAACGUGAAUUUCCCGAUGCGAAUUCAUUAGCUGUACAUAUUAAACAACAUUCAGGAGAUAGGCCGUUUUUAUGUACUUCUUGUGGUAAAUGUUUCCCACAACGUUUUAAUUUAGAAUUACAUUUACGUACGCAUACCGGAGAGCGACCAUUUUCCUGUGAAAUUUGUAAGAAUGGUUAUGUAUCAAAAGCUAGUUUAAAAAUUCAUAUGCGCACGCAUACAAAUGAAAGACCGUUUGCGUGUAAUUUCUGUGGUAAAGCAUUUCGACAAUCUGGCGAUUUAACUAGUCAUAAACGAUUACAUGGAACUGAGAAACCAAUUGAAUGUAAUGUUUGUCUGAAAAGAUUUACAACAGUAAUGAAAUUAAAAUAUCAUAUGCGAAAUCACACUGGAGAACGUCCUUAUGUAUGUAAUAUAUGUAAUCGAGGUUUUACUGUAAACACAAUAUUAUUAAGGCAUAUGCGUGUACAUUCUGGCGAACGGCCUUAUGUUUGUGUUACAUGUGGUAAAGCAUUUUCACAAUCUAGUACAUUAAAUACACAUAUGAAGCUACAUUCAACAAUGCGAUCGCCUAAAUAUAAACCUCAACCAGAACCAACAAAAUAUGCAACAAUGCGUUCACCUAAAUAUGAGAAUCUAAUAGAACCAUCAAAAUAUCGUUUAGUAACUCUACCGGAUGAAACUGAUAAAUAUUGCCAACAACAACAACAGCCACAUGAACAACAACAACAACCUCAGCAACAACUACAACAGCAACAACAACAGCAGCAGCAGCAACAACAGCAACAGCAACAGCAACAGCAACAACAUUAUCAUCAACAACCUGAUACAAGAUUAUUGACAAAUGAAACACGAUUAUUAAUUAGUGAACCUUUAAUAUUACCAAGUGAUAAUAAUAUUAUAAAUGGUGUGAUUACAACAACAACAACAACAUUAGCAGCAACACCACGAAUUGUUGGUGGGGGUAAUAUUUUAUUACAAGAUAGCAAUACAAGACAUUUACAUUUAGACCAUCAACAACAGCAACAACAACAACAACAACAACAACAACAACAACAUCAACGGCAACAGCAACAACAAUUAUCAGUUGAGAAUAGUACACGUUUAUUAGCUGAUAAAUAUCUAGUAAAUUAUGAUGCAUAUCAUCAUCGAGGACAUUUAUAAAAAUAUAUAUUUUUAAUU
Molecule: messenger RNA, 2267 nt
Organism: Chrysoperla carnea
Lineage: Eukaryota; Metazoa; Arthropoda; Insecta; Neuroptera; Chrysopidae
Product: zinc finger and SCAN domain-containing protein 2-like
Exons: 5
Coding region: 66-2249 (727 amino acids)
Biological process (GO): regulation of transcription by RNA polymerase II
Cellular component (GO): nucleus
Molecular function (GO): zinc ion binding; RNA polymerase II transcription regulatory region sequence-specific DNA binding; DNA-binding transcription factor activity, RNA polymerase II-specific
Source: RefSeq, a predicted model, not a curated record